This is a messenger RNA of Dermatophagoides pteronyssinus (European house dust mite), 1450 nucleotides long. Its product is annotated as lysophosphatidic acid receptor 6-like. The record is from RefSeq and is a predicted model, not a curated record. Gene Ontology annotation, biological process: neuropeptide signaling pathway. Gene Ontology annotation, cellular component: plasma membrane; neuron projection. Gene Ontology annotation, molecular function: G protein-coupled receptor activity; neuropeptide binding. NCBI's taxonomy places the organism in Eukaryota, Metazoa, Arthropoda, Arachnida, Sarcoptiformes, Pyroglyphidae.
AAUCAUCCUUUUAUAUUUCUUUCUCUCUGUUGUGUGUGUGAAAAUCAAAUUCAAUAAUAAAUCAUCUUGAAAAAAAAAUUAUCAACAACAACAUCAUCAUCAUGGAAAUUGAACAAUUCAAUAUGACACAUUUAGCCAUACAGGCAAAUGAAACAUUAAAAGAAUUAUUAGAAUUUGAAGAUACAUUAGAUUCAUUUGUUGGUAAUAUGACCGGUACGGCUGAAUCAUUAUAUACAGCAUUAGAAUUUUCAAAAAUAUUUCAUUAUAUUGCUGCUAUAUUUGGUGUUAUUGGCAAUUUAUUGGUUAUUUUAAUCUAUCUAAAAAAUCAACGUAUACGUACAGUAACCAAUACAUAUAUAUUGAAUGUAGCAAUAUCGGAUCUACUUUAUGUAAUUACUGUACCGGUAUUUCUUAUUUCGAUUUGGUCAAAUUCAUGGCCAUUUGGUGAAUUUGUAUGCAAAUUAUUAUUAUCAAAAGGUGCCAUACAUCGUUUUGCUAGUUCAUUAUUUUUAUUGGUUUUAGUUGUUGAUACUUAUUUAUCAAUAUUAAAACCAACAUUAUCACAUAUUUGUUAUAAACGACCAAUUAAUAGCCGUAUGAUUUGUAUAUUAACAUGGAUUAUUUGUAUUAUUUCUGUUUCGCCUGUAUUUUAUCAUGCAUCAACAUUUUCCGUACCAAAUUCAGAAAUAAAUCAUUGUGAUUUAUUCUGGACAGGUAGUAGUCGUGAAGCAUAUAUUUGGUUUACAAUUAUUUCAGCAUUUAUAAUACCAACAAUAAUUAAAAUUUUAUUGGCCGUACCAUUAAUCUAUACAUUAGCUGGUGAAAAUAAUACCGAUACAGUUGCAAGUGAAGGACAAUAUCAAGUAUUUGCUGAACGUAAUAAACGUUCAGCACAUUUAAUAUUGACUGUUAUUGUAUUUCAUAUACUUUGUUGGCUACCUCUUUGGAUCUCAUUGAUCAGUGUUAAUUUAUUACCAAUGAAUGAAAUGCCCGAUAAUUCUGCAAUAUUAUUUCAUAUGAUUAGUGGUUGUCUUGGUAUGGCUAAUACUGUAUUAAAUCCAUUCAUUUAUUUUAAAUUAUCACCAGAAUUUCGUAAUGGUUUAGCUGAAUUAAAAGAAACAUUUUUAUAUCGUUCAAAAACAUCAUUAUUUUCAAAUGGUAGUAAUAAUGGUGGUGGUGGUAUAAUGGAAAAUUCAACAACACAAUCAAAUGAUAAUAAUGGUAUACAAUCAAGUAAUAAUGGUCAAAUUAAAUCAAAUGAUUCGUUUGUUAAUAAUUUUUUUCCAACAAAUGUAUUUCAACGUUAUGAUGAAGAACGUAAUCAACAACAACAACAAUCAUAAUCAACAAACAUUUGGAUCAAAAGUCAACGCACAUUUUGUAUUUCCAAACAUUUACAAACAAGAAUUUAUAUCUUUUUUCUUUAAACAAUGAUCCACACACACACACA